Peronospora matthiolae is the source of this 270-nucleotide messenger RNA. Lineage: Eukaryota; Oomycota; Peronosporomycetes; Peronosporales; Peronosporaceae. The record is from the annotation of a GenBank genome assembly.
AUGGUGUCGGUCGGCAAGGCGCCGGCGAAAUCUAAGGCUCGUGACGCGCCAUUUCAACCGGAACCUGAAGUCGAGUAUAGCCUCAAUGUGGUGUUUCAGGACGCGAACGGUGUCGUGGAAAGUUUUCAGUGCCAUUUCUGCAGUUUCCAGGGCCAGAAGGAGGUUUCUGGUGCCGAAGGCAAGCAUACCCAGGAAACCAAAAUAUUUGCACCACCUUACCGAACAGAAAACUACCAAUUCGAGUACAAGAGGCCCACGGGGGGCAAGUAG